AUAAUUAUGUUUGGUCGAAAAGGCUCAUAUUAUGUUAAUUCAAAACAGACAAAAGUUAGUGUCAAAAAAGUUCGAUUUCAGGAGCCCAAGAUGUCAUUUGAUGAUGAUCUCAGGAAGGACAAAAAUACUGACAUCAAUGGAAAUCAAGCAGAAACAACAGUUGAAGAUUGUAUUGGAAUUUUAAAUAAUGUUUCAUCACGAAGAAUACGAAGUCAAUCCAAAAGAGCAUCAUCACCAUCAUAAAGGACUUUUUCAUCAUGGCAGCCCUAAGGCUGGGCGAGAUGAUAGCCCAAAGCAUGAAAGAAAAGGACUUUUUCAUCAUGGCAGCCCUAAGGCUUGUCGAGAUGACAGCCCAAAGCAUGAACGAAAAGGACUUUUUCAUCAUGGCAGCCCUAAGGCUGGGCGAGAUGAUAGCCCAAAGCCUGAGCGAAAAGGAUUUUUUCAUCAUGGCAGCCCAAACUUAGGACAACAGAAAAGUCCAAAGCAAGAAAGAAAAAGUAGCCAUGACCACUUGGAUCAUGAGAAUACCAUGCCUUCACCAAAAGGGCAGAGGAAAAAGAAGGAGAAACGUUUCGGAGUGGAAGCUGGAAUAGCAAGCUUGGCGGUGUCUUCCAAUAUUGUGGCAGGCAUAGUCGGUGUCGAAGAUGUGAUCAAGAGAGGAAUGGGAGCAUACAUGAGUAAUAAAAGAAAAAAAGAUGAGGACCCUUAUGAUGCGAUGAUGCGAUAUGUUGCCGAAAAUAUCAUUGGUCGUGAUUUAGUUUAUAAAGGACCGUUUGGACCACGAAAAGUUAUUUAUUGCGAUUAUACAGCUUCAGGAAAAUCCCUACAGUUUAUAGAGGACUACAUCCGCGAUGAAGUACUUCCUUACUAUGGAAACACGCACACCACAACAUCGAUCUCCUCCCUACAGACUACACAGCUAAGAAACGAAGCCAAACAAAUUAUACGUCAUUGUACAAAUGCUACAGAGGAUGAUGCAGUUAUAUUUGUCAGCAGUGGAACCACCGGAGCUAUUGGCAAGCUGAUACACUCUCUAAAGCUGGAGAAAUCACCUGUUGUGUUUAUCAGCCCAUAUGAGCAUCAUUCAAACUUAUUGCCAUGGUUGGAAAUUGGUGCAGAGAUUAUAUACGGUGAAGAGUCUGUAGAUGGAGCAAUUAAUCUCGCAAAAUUAAAAGAAACAUUAGAGGAAUAUUCCAAAAAAGGCCGUCCUAUGGUUGGAUCAUUUUCAGCAGCGUCAAAUAUAACUGGUAUUUUAACAGACGUAGAUAACGUAGCUACUUUGCUUCACACGUAUGGCGCAUAUGCAUUUUUUGAUUACGCGACAGCAGGUCCAUACGUUGAAAUCGAUAUGAAUCCACACCUAAAAGAUCCAACCAAAGAUAAACUUUCCUACAAAGAUGCAAUGUUUUGCUCAAUACACAAAUUUGUUGGAGGUCCAGGGACCCCUGGUCUCUUGGUGGCUAAGAAACAUGUGUUUAUCAACCCUGUUCCAAGCGGAGUGGGAGGUGGCACCGUUUUAUUUGUUACUCAUAAAAAACACCAUUACGUCAGUGACGUUGAAGAACGAGAAGAAGGUGGAACACCAGCCAUUGUAGAAUCAAUUCGUGCCGGGCUAGUCUUUCAAAUCAAAGAGGAGGUGACACCAUCUAGCAUUUUGCAGCACGAACACAAGUGGUUACACGCUGCGUACAAAAGUUGGAGCAAUAUACCAAAUUUGUGUAUACUGGGAAAAAGUCCAGCGGAGAGACUUCCAAUUUUUUCAUUGGUUAUCACACAUCCAGAGUGUGGAAAGUUCAUCCAUCACAAUUUUGUUUCUGCUUUGUUGAACGAUUUGUUUGGUGUGCAAGCUCGUGGUGGGUGUGCAUGCGCGGGACCAUACGCUGAGGACCUUCUCGGCAUUGAUGGUGAUAAGGCACUAAGGAUAGCCGAGGCAUUGCUAGGUGAUUACGAAGCGUGGGACAGAAUACCAAAAGAAGAAAUUCAACAAGUUGAUGGGAAAAAGUUUAACAUACUAAAGCCUGGUUUUUGUCGCCUAAACUUGCCAUAUUUCGCUGACUCAGCAACAAUUAACUUCAUCAUCGAUGCUGUUGCAUUUGUUGCUAAGCACGGAUGGAAACUGUUACCCAUGUAUAACAUGAUUCCGGAAUCAGGAGACUUCGUGCACAAGGAUCCCCUGGUAACCGAAAAACGCUCGCAAUUGGCAGAUGUAAAGAACUUGGCAAAAAAUGGCAACGCAACAAAAACUCAAAAACAAGUCGAAAAGCACCUCAACUUCAAAGAGACUCUUCGCUUUGCUGAGGAAAUUGUCACCAGAUACACCAAUAAUAUCAAGGACGGAGGGCCUAUGCCCAGUUCAGAGUUUCUUCCACCUGAAUUAUCCAGACAUUUGUCUUGGUUUCUACUGCCUAGUGAAGCACACGGUUUAAUUCAAAACAAUCCUCCAGUGUCGUGUUCCAAUUACGUACCUAUGUUCAUUCCAAGGAGAGAUCCUACUGAAGACAUGAAAAUUAGAAGAACCAGAACAAAAUCUGGACUUGGGAGUGUCGUCUUUUGCAACUGUGCCGUGCAAAAAGGCCGACACGUUAAAAACACGUCAUGCGUCACAGAGAGAACUACCAGACGAUCCAUGAGAAAUGUGCGGUCAAAUCAAAAUGGCAGCGCCGGUGGCAAACAUACUAGUAGUAAUGGCAGUUUACGCAACGGAUCAGCCGGCAGCAGCCAAAGCUGGACCCCUGUAAUCCAAUUAAACGCCUAAGAAGAUUUACGCUACAAAUCUGGCAAAGAUUGUACGAAAGAGUUGGAAUAAACUAUCUCACUUCAUCAAGGACGAUGUACGCCAGCCAAAGUGCAGAAAGAAGAGAAAAUAUCCAUUAUUCCAGUCUUAGAUGAAAAAAAAAACACUUUUAAUGCUUUUAUGUAUCAUAUUUUACGACAAACUUUUUAUUAAAAUUUACAAAUACUUCCUAA
Messenger RNA from Hydractinia symbiolongicarpus, 2967 nucleotides. RefSeq lists its product as uncharacterized. The transcript has 23 exons. The coding region runs from base 188 to 2755 and encodes 855 amino acids. Lineage: Eukaryota; Metazoa; Cnidaria; Hydrozoa; Anthoathecata; Hydractiniidae. The record is from RefSeq and is a predicted model, not a curated record.